CAGGCUGGCCUGAUGACAGCAGCAGAGAUGACUAGGCUGACAGCUGACUAGAGUGUUGGGGGGGUAGGGCCCCUCCUCACCACUCCUUUUAUUGGGCAUCCUGCUCAGCUACACACCCAGCUUCAUGCCAAGUCCUGCCCAGCCCUGUGGCAGUUUCGGGGAAGGGGCAUCCAAAAGGUGGAGCUGGGGAGGCUCCUUCCAUGCAGCUGACCUCUGGCCCUGAGGGAAACUGGAAACUGCCUCCAUGGGAUACAGUGAGGAUCAAAUUGGGCUGAAGGUCAUUUUCACCUGCCUAACUUUGAAUAGAAUGACAAAGGAGGAAGUUGUGACAAGUGUGGAGACAGAACAUCUAGCCCAGGCUGGCUUUAAACUCACUGUACAGCAAAAGUGACAUGGAACUUCAGAUCCUCCUGCCUGCACCUCGCCAGUUUUGGAAUCAGAAGCAUGUAUCUCCACGUCCAGAUUCUGUGGUGCAGGGAAGGAACCUAGGCUUUCCUGCCUGCUAGGUGCCUACUCUUCCUUGUACUGCAUGCCUCAGGUGCCCAGGGAGCAUGCUGACCUGUCUCUAUGAUUGCCCUCCCCGCUGGCCAGAGCCUGACUCAGAAGACUGGCAGGCAGUCUGGCCAUCAGACAGGCAGGCACGAAGUCCUCCUGAGUCAUAGAGCUACAACCCCACGGUGUUUGAGCGCUAUAACGCCACUCUGCAAAUGAAGGGUAAACCUGUGCGCCUCCAAAUCUGGGACACAGCCGGGCAAGAUGACUAUGACCGCCUCCGGCCCUUGUUCUAUCCUGAUGCCAAUGUCUUGCUCCUCUGCUUCGAUGUGACCAAUCCAAACAGUUUUGACAACGUCUCCAACCGGUGGUACCCAGAGGUGACCCAUUUCUGCAAGGGGGUGCCCAUUAUUGUUGUGGGCUGCAAGAUAGACCUGCGUAAGGACAAGGUGCUGGUGAACACACUUCGGAAGAAAAGACUGGAGCCGGUGACCUACCACAGGGGCCAUGAUAUGGCAAGGUCUGUGGGAGCAGUGGCCUAUCUCGAGUGUUCAGCUCGGCUCCAUGACAACGUGGAAGCCGUCUUCCAGGAAGCAGCUGAAGUGGCUCUCAGCAGUCGCAGUCAUAACUUCUGGCGGCGGAUUACCCAGAAUUUUUGCGUGGUCACCUGACUGGUUUGGAACUCACCUUGCCUUCCGAUUUACUCAGCUGGAGAAAGACCCAGGAGCAGACCUUCUACUCUGUUGACUGGGAUGGACCUAGUCCCCAGGCUGAACUGGUAGAACCACACAGCCACAGAUGGACUCCACUGAGGCCUGGCCCCUGGACAGAGGAAUCCUGGAUUGAGGAAGAGGGUUCCCAGACCCUUAGCUCUGGAACCAUUAACAGACUCCCUGUGCCCAAUCCUGGACCUGCAUCAUGAGUGGGAGGUCUGUGUGGUCUGAUUUGGCGCCACCUUGUGGCUAUUCUCUGAGUUAUAAUAUAUCUACAGGACCCAGGGUUCCUGAGACCAACCUGCCCAGGCUAACACGCUGCCCUGCCGUGUCCCUGAUCAUCCUCUUCAUCCCAUUGAUAAGUGUAACAACUAAAAUGGCAUCACUUGUU
Rattus norvegicus (Norway rat) is the source of this 1596-nucleotide messenger RNA. NCBI's taxonomy places the organism in Eukaryota, Metazoa, Chordata, Mammalia, Rodentia, Muridae. The record is from RefSeq and is a predicted model, not a curated record.